AUGAUGCGAAAGCUUCGCAGUUGUUCGAGAACCUGGUACGAACCACCACCGCAUACUAGCAGUUGCAGUAGAAUCAACAGCGAAGUCGCCACUGCCCACCUCGCAAGCACAUCUCACCACUACGACGAAAGUGAAGUGUACCACGAAGCCACUCCUGUAGUCGUAAAGCUACGCGAUCCUGGCAACAACCGGAACAGCAACGGUAGCGAUGCAAACAGGAUACUGAAUCGUCUGUCGACCUCGUCCUCUCUAUCGAUUAUAACGCCACCUACAACACCGAAACGUCCCGCAGCGGUACGACUCAAAAUGUCACUCAGUCUAUCGUUGGCGCACAACUUCAACCAAAAACUGGCCAACUUGAACGAUAAAUGGAACGAUUUUAGCUUCAUGCUGAAGCACAACCCGGUCAAAGCUCUUCCAGCGAGAAACGAUUCCUACCAUUCGAUUGAGUCGGCCGUGACCUGCACGGCUGCCGACUUGGAGGCGGCCAAUUUGAGUGGAGGGGCCUGCGGGUUCGACGAAAGAGAGUACGAUCGGAGGAAACUACAACAGGGUGGCAUCAGUGGGUUAGCAGCGAGCAACAGCGGUAAGUCCAACCAGCAAAAAUCUUUCGAGCGCCGUCACAGACAACGGUUGUCGCCUCGGCGCAACAGUGCCGGUGGCGACCCAAAGGAGUUCGACGUGCUGGUCAUGAAACCCAUGGACAGCUGGGAUGACAAUGAAAGUUUUUAGUAAAAUGGCUUCCAUAGGUUGUUGGAUUUUCAUUAUUUCUCGUACAACGGUACGUUUGCGCCAAAGCUUGCUUCUGCUGAACUUUGUCGAACAGGCACAAAUGCUAUCAUAGAUUACUUAUGACAACCUCAGAGGAAACGAUACACACAAAAAUCAACGCGUCAAAAACAAAUGUAUUUUUCGUUGCGAAACCGGUUUUCUUUCUACACUUAAUCGAAGGUAUGAACACAUCCGCCUAAGUUAAAGCAUUUAAAGAAACGCAUCCAUCACAAACUGAUAUUAUCACUAAGGAACUUUAAGAACUAGAUUCAAAGUAAUCAACGCAUGUACAUACAAUAAUAAUUAUAGCAACCUAAUUAAAUAUAAAAGUACUAGGGAUUUUUGCAUUAUAGCAAAUGGUGAGGCGAAACGAAGAAAGCAGCAUUUUUGCUACAUAGUAUUACGAAACGAAAAAAAAAUUCUCAAAUCAAUAGUAGGCCAUGAAGCGCAAACCUAUAAACUAGGGCAGUGUGUACAUAGAGGGCGAGGCCAAUGACUCGUUUUUUUCCCUGUUUUCCUAUAGUUCUAAGUUCAAGCAGGGGAAAUCUUUCCUUUCAUCGAUCACAUUAAAUUUAAAGAGACAGAAAAAGCUCUAGAUUUUAAGAAAACAGAACGGCGGGCGACGUAAACUCGCCGGUUUUUUAUCCCAACGUUAAUUUCGAAUCCACCUCCUUUAAUGCCAAAUCACGAAUCGCGAACGUCGUCGUUUAGCAGACAAAAAGCUAUAGUAAACGAGCCGACUGCAUACAGACCCGGACGAUUGUGGCGAUUACGAUUUUCCGUUUAGAAAAGUGAAACGCUUUCGUCCCAACAAGGAGACUAGAAUGCAAUAUUAUGCAAAGUACUGAGUAGAGUACGGAGUUAGUGGUUUAAUUGUUUUAGCUUGUCGCAAUUCCCAGGAUAUUUUAAGGUGAUCUGAGCGAUAGUUAAUUUUGUUUGUUAUAUAAGUGAAAAAUGUGCUUUUUGUUGUUAUUAUUUUGCGUGCGUACGAGAAUCCUUCGCUCUCGAUGGGGAAUGCUUAUUUUUUGGUGUAUAAUCUCUCGUUAGGAUUCUUUUGUUAUUCCCCAACAAAAAUAUAGUUUAUUUCGAUCAUAUUUAGUUGCAAUUAUUUAAGGUGAUUUCAGAAAAGCAAUGCAUUUAAAAGCUCUCACGGUUUUGAACUGGUUUUUAGUUUUUUGCUCUUAUUUUACUAUGAUCGACAGU
Sabethes cyaneus is the source of this 1974-nucleotide messenger RNA. RefSeq lists its product as uncharacterized. The coding region runs from base 1 to 732 and encodes 243 amino acids. The transcript has 2 exons. The record is from RefSeq and is a predicted model, not a curated record. NCBI's taxonomy places the organism in Eukaryota, Metazoa, Arthropoda, Insecta, Diptera, Culicidae.